Molecule: messenger RNA, 2265 nt
Organism: Diutina rugosa
Lineage: Eukaryota; Fungi; Ascomycota; Pichiomycetes; Serinales; Debaryomycetaceae
Gene: RIX7
Product: putative AAA family ATPase
Exons: 1
Coding region: 1-2265 (754 amino acids)
Biological process (GO): ribosome biogenesis
Cellular component (GO): nucleus
Molecular function (GO): preribosome binding; ATP binding; ATP hydrolysis activity
Source: RefSeq, a predicted model, not a curated record
AUGGCGAGAACGUUGACGGGCCUGCUCGACGAGAAGGUGUAUGAGCUCAUCCACCGCCUUCUCAACGAGUUGUCGCUGCCAGAGGCGCCGGCGCUGGCGUUCACCAUCCUGGUGGCGCAGGUGAUCGAGUACUGCCAGGGGCGAGACUUCAAGCUUAAGCGGAUGAAAGUGAAGCAAUUGGAGAAGUCUGUCGAUCCGGUGCUCCGAGUGAUUCGUCAAGAAGAGAGGGAGGAAGCCGGUAGCGAUGGCGCUGACGGCGCCGAUGAGUCAGGUGAUGCCAGCGCUAAUGGCGCCGAUGACGACACUUCUAAUUUGGUCGAGGACGUCGAUACCCACAACUUUGCCAACAAAGAUAUCAUUGAGCAGAUGAAAAAGCACACGGCGCCGGCUCUGGCGCCCGAGGCGCUGGAUGAUAAGCCCCGCAAACGUCGGAAGAAGCAGUUGGAGCUGACGCCGCCGCAGACCAACUUGGCGGCGCUUGGAGGCAUGGACGACGUCACUAACCAGCUUAUGGAGACGGUGGGGCUCCCUAUCCUUCACCCGGAGAUCUACCAACGCACUGGCGUCCAGCCGCCACGAGGAGUAUUGCUCUACGGUCCCCCAGGGUGUGGUAAGACGCUGGUGGCCCACGCGCUUGCCGGCGAGCUCCAGGUGCCGUUCUUCAACGUACUGGCACCGCUGAUCGUGCUGGGGAUGCUGGGGGAGCUGGAGAAGAAGCUUAGAGAGUUAUUUGACGAGGCGAAGGCCGUGGCACCGGCGCUCAUCUUCAUGGACGAGAUCGAUUCGAUCACGCCGAAGCGCGAUGGCGGCGCCCAGCGGGAAAUGGAGCGCCGGAUUGUCGCCCAGCUUUUGACGCUUAUGGACGAGCUCACCAUGGAGAACUUAGACGGCAAACCCGUGGUGGUGAUUGGCGCCACUAACCGCCCGGACUCGCUUGAUCUGGCGCUUCGGCGCGCGGGGCGCUUCGACCGCGAAGUGUGCUUAAAUGUCCCUAACGAAAACCAGCGCGAAGCCAUUCUCAGAGCGAUGACGUCAUCGCUUAACAUCGCCGACCGCGACCAGUUUAAUUACCGCCAUCUCGCUAAGCUCACCCCAGGUUACGUCGGAGCAGACUUACAAGCUUUAGUCCGGGAAGCCGGGAUCUGGGCCGUCAAGAGAAUUGUGGAGACGAUUGCCUCUUCCGAAGAAGAAGGCGCUAUGGACAUUGACCAACCGCAAAGAUCAAUUAUUCAACGGUUUUUAUCGCUGCACCCGGAUCCACUUUCCGAUGACGAAUUGUCGCUUUUAGAUAUCACUUAUGCUGACUUUGAAAAGGCCUUGCCUCACGUCCAACCGACAGCUAAGCGUGAAGGUUUUGCUACCGUGCCCGGAGUCACGUGGGCUCAAGUUGGCGCCUUACAACCAGUAAGAGAAGAACUCCAUAUGCUGAUUGUGCAACCGAUUUUAAAACCAGAGAUCUACCGUAAAGUGGGGAUCCUGGCUCCCGGUGGUGUAUUGAUGUGGGGUCCUCCCGGGUGUGGUAAGACUCUUUUAGCUAAAGCCGUCGCCAAUGAACUGCGAGCCAAUUUUAUCAGUAUCAAAGGCCCUGAGCUUUUAAACAAGUAUGUGGGUGAAUCGGAAAGAGCAGUGCGUCAAGUGUUUGCUCGGGCGAGAGCUUCGGUGCCCUGUAUCAUCUUUAUGGAUGAAUUGGACGCGUUGGUGCCCAGAAGAGACCUGACGCUUUCGGAACUGUCGGCCCGUGUGGUAAACACUUUACUCACUGAGCUUGACGGCUUGAAUGACCGUGGUGGCGUCUACUGCAUCGGUGCCACUAACAGACCCGAUAUGAUUGACCCGGCGAUGUUGCGUCCCGGUCGGUUAGAUAAGACAUUAUUCAUCGAUUUACCUAACCAGCAAGAGCGCUUACAAAUCAUUGAGACCAUCGUCAGAGCCAACAAAACUCCCUUAGCCGCCGACGUCCGUCUUGACGACGUGGCAGCUCAAUCAGACCGGUUCUCGGGUGCCGAUCUCUCGGCGUUAGUGCGUGAGGCCGGUGUCAGUGCGUUGAAGUCUAAGUUCUUCUCCCAGGGGCUGCUUCGCGAUUUGGAGCUGCUGGGGUUCGUUAAACCCGAGGAAGAAGACACUGACGACAUCGAGGUGACGGCACACGACUUCGCCAAAGCGUUGGCGCUGAUCAAACCGUCGGUGCUGGAAAGCGACCGUGCCCGCUACGAGCGGUUGCUGAAGAAGUUGGGGUGGAGCGUCAUGGACAAGGCCGAGUCGUAG